AUGUUUGGAAGAACGUCCUCGGGAUUCGGGGGAUUCAGUGGCAAUAACGCAGCAUCCACUUCCCCAUUUGGUAAUGCUGCUAACACAAACUCCUCACCGUUUGGCCUGAACACCAACACAACCUCGGCUUUUGGUUCCAACUCUGGAGGUGUGUUUGGAAAUUCUACCAACACCAACCAGCCCAGCGCCUUUGGAGCCUCCAACACGGGCUCUGCGUUUGGAAACACUGCCAAUGCGGGAAACUCCACCUUUGGCGCCACAAAUUCCGGCUUUGGCCAAUCCAAUUCCAUGUUCCUGGGCAACCAAGCCAAUACAUCCUCUUCUCCUUUUGGAAACAACACCACGGCAGCUAGCGGUGGAGCAUUUGGCUCUUCCAGCACCGGCGGUGGUAUUUUUGGCUCGUCAGCUCAGAAGCCAUUCGGUUCGUCCUUCGGAACGCCCCAGAACACAAACACUUCUCCGUUUGGUGCCACCACUCAACCUGGAGGUGCGUUUGGCUCUGCUGGUGAUCCUAACACCAACAAUGGUACCGCUGUUAAGCCCUUCACGCCUUUCUCUGAGAAGGACACUUCAGGCACGAACUUCUACCAGAGUGUUAGUGCAAUGCCCGACUACAAAAACUUUUCGGUCGAGGAGUUGCGCUUGAAAGAUUACGAACAGGGCAGACGCUACGGUAACGGCACUGCUGCAAAUACUUCUGGUUUUGGUGCUCCUGCCACUUCUGGCUUUUCAUUCGGUGCCAACAACAAUGCUGCCAACACUAACGCUACCUCAGCAUUUGGAGCUUCCAACAACAAUGCAUUUGGAGGCACGGGCUCAGCAUUUGGAGCUUCCAACAACAAUACUGGCUCGGCGUUCGGCUCGGCCUUUGGUGCCAACAACACUGCCACUAACACUGGUGGUAUCUUCGGUCAGUCUAAUACCAAUUCCUCCCCGUUUGGAGCCAAUAACACCGCCAGCAACGCCGCAUCGGGUGGUUUUGGCUCUGCUUUUGGAAGCACCAACUCUGCAUUUGGUGCCAACAAGCCUUCAGCUUUUGGUUCAGCUUUUGGUGGCUCCACUAACACUGGCUUCGGUGCUACCAACAACACCAACACUGGCCUGUCUGCGUUUGGCGGAGGAUUUGGAUCGAACAGUUCGCCCUUCGGCCAGAACAACAAUAACAGCGCCGCCACUAAUGCAUUCGGCACCACCAACAACAACAACAACAACAACAACAGUUCUCCUUUCGGUGGUGCCAAUAAUACCUCUACUAAUGCUGGAGGACUUUUUGGCUCGAACAACAACACUGGAGCCUUUGGCUCCAACAACACCAACUCAGCAUUUGGAGCCAACACUAACAACAAUGCUAGUGGAGGCUUGUUUGGUCUGAACUCCACAUUCGGGAAGCCUGCAGCCUCUGGUGGUCUCUUAGGUAACAAUAACAACCAGUCUACCGCCUUUGGUGCCAACACGAACAACAACACUGGCGGCGGCUUGUUUGGCUCGGCAAGCAACACCAAUAAUAAUACUGGAGGCGGCUUAUUCGGUAGCAACAAUCAGAAUAACAAUUCUGGAGGCUUGUUUGGUGCUAACAACAAUACUCAGAACAACACCUCAGGUGGUCUCUUCGGAAGCACAGCACAGAAUAACAACAACAACACAGGUGGCGGCCUAUUUGGUGCCAAGCCGGCUACUGGGGGCUUGUUCGGUGGAAGUAACUCUGGAAAUACUGGAGCAAACACUAGCUUUGGUGCAACUCAAAACACUGGAACCUCCGGUGGCUUGUUUGGUAGCAAGCCUGCGGGCACUACUGGUGGUUUAUUUGGUAGCAACAACACUGCUACCAAUACUGGGAGUGCGGGUGGUUUAUUUGGUAACAACAACGCUGGCCAAUCUACUGGGGGAGGUCUAUUUGGUAAUAACACCCAGAACACUUCUACUGGAACUACCGGUGGGCUUUUUGGAAAGCCUGCUACGAACAAUCUUGGACAGAGUGGAGGCUUGUUUGGAAACAACAAUGCUACGGCGAACACAAAUACAUCAGCCAACAAUGGUGGAGGAUUGUUCGGAGGACAACCGCAACAGAACGGUCAGCAGAGCAUUGUCAACAUCAAUGCUUUAAACCCAUAUGGUGACAAUCAGCUCUUUAACGCUCUCACCAAGUCCAUCCAGGAGACGGGAACUGUUCCAACUGCUGUUGCUGUGGAUUCGCAAAGAAAGAAGAAGGUUUCAUUAGCUUCUGCCCAUAAAGCUGCUCCACUCUUUGGUCCAUCAAGAGUGGUUACGCCACCAGUGUCAACACCUAAGUUUGAGAUUCAACCUACUAUUAACUCAACCAAACAGACACCAUUCACUGCUGAAGUUGACAGAGCCAUUUUGUCUUCAGAUAUAUUUUCUCCAAAGAGCGACUUCAGAAAAUUGGUUGUGAACGGCUCCAGCGAACCUUCUUCAAGCCUCAUUGCAUACGAUGCCCCCAAGGAAUCCCCUACGAGAGUAUCAUUUGACGUUGCCAAGAAAGAAAUUGAACCCGCUGUUUUGGAGAGUAAGCCGGAAAACGAAGUUGACGAAGACGGAUACUGGACGUUACCACCAUUAUCUGAGUUGAGAAAGAAGUCAUUGGGUGAGUUACGUAAAAUCGAGAACUUCACGAUCGGACGUAAGCACUACGGAGAACUCAGAUUCUUAAAGCCUGUUGACUUAUCUGGAUUCAACUUGGACGAAAUUUGCGGAAAUAUUGUCGAGUUCAGCUCAAGAAAUGUGGUCGUCUACCCUGAUGACAAUCAGCCCAAGGAAGGUGAAGGUUUGAAUAUCCCAGCGGAAGUAACUCUAGAGGGAUGUUAUCCAAUUAACAAGAAGACGAAGUUGGCUAUUUUGGAUCCAAAGGAUGAGAUUGUGAAGAAGCAUAUCGAGAAGUUGAAAUCUUUGAAAGAGAUGAAGUUCAAGAAUUAUGACCCUAACACGGGAAGCUGGACUUUCACAUUCGAUCAUGUUUAA
This is a messenger RNA of Sungouiella intermedia, 2976 nucleotides long. The record is from the annotation of a GenBank genome assembly. NCBI's taxonomy places the organism in Eukaryota, Fungi, Ascomycota, Pichiomycetes, Serinales, Metschnikowiaceae.